Molecule: messenger RNA, 2994 nt
Organism: Fusarium vanettenii 77-13-4
Lineage: Eukaryota; Fungi; Ascomycota; Sordariomycetes; Hypocreales; Nectriaceae
Exons: 4
Coding region: 1-2994 (997 amino acids)
Biological process (GO): translation
Cellular component (GO): mitochondrial small ribosomal subunit
Molecular function (GO): methyltransferase activity; structural constituent of ribosome
Source: RefSeq, a predicted model, not a curated record
AUGAGCGGCCCUAUUAGUAUCGGUUCUGAAUCGGAGUGGAGCAGCCUCCUCGCAGGCACAAAUGUUGUCAUCGCAGACUUCUACGCCGACUGGUGUGGUCCCUGCAAGAUGAUCGCGCCGACCUUUGACAGCCUCGCCAAAGAACACUCGUCCCCUCGAAAGGUGGCCUUCGCCAAGGUCAACGUCGAUAGCCAGGCGGGCAUCGCGCGAACCCAAGGCGUCUCAGCCAUGCCCACCUUCAAGAUCUUCCACAACGGCAACUGCAUCGAGACCAUCCGAGGUGCCAACCCCCCGGCGCUGACGGCGGCCAUCAACAACGCUGUCAAGCUCGGUGGCGCGACCAAACCCGGCGACGCAUUCAAGACACCCGGCCGGACGCUGGGCGGAGAUACAAAGUCGGCCUCACUGGCCAGACGGUGGAGCCUGAAGAAGCUUAUGGAUAUGUUUAUUACAUUCUUCGGACUGUACUUUGUGUCCCUAUUCUCGCUCGAUUCAUACAAAGCGGCCGAGAAGAGCGUGUUCAACCUAUACCGUCAACCCACAGUUUCGAGUGGAGGGACAGUGGGUGGAGCGUCGAGGCCUGUUUCGACUCGUUUUUACACCCAUUCCGCUCCUUCCCUACGAUUACGACGAAUUUCUCCCCUCCAAGCAUCCCAGUCCAAUAAGAGCACAGCAAUUACACAGGCUUUUUCGACUUCAAGAUGUUUGCGACAAGAGGCGGUGGCCCCGCGCGCAUCGCCGGAGGAGAUUGAGCAGGUUGUCCGAGAUGCGAAGCAGCGAUUCAGAGAUACCUUGCCAAAGGGAUAUCUCAAUGACGAAGAAUAUGCCCUCUACGAACGAUUGUACGGUGCACCCUUGCGAGAGACUAGGCCCGAAGAUGUUGGUAUUCCAGAGCACGCCGACAUGGGGCCCGAGCCCCCACGACCGGAUAAUGAGGGUACUAUACUGCGGGAGAUUGAGGGAGGCGAAUUUGAGGAGAUCGUCUAUCAAAUUCCCCGUGAGGAGGGAGCGGAAGACGAGAUCGUGGACGAGAUCGUGGAAGAGUCUGACGAGGAGCUGCCGCAAUCCGAGCUAGCAGACUUGGCCAUGGAAGAGUCACUACAUGAACCUCCAGGGUAUGUCGACCUAGUGGCAAGGAAUCAACGAGAGUACGAUGCGAUGCAAAAAUUGGCCAAGGAUUUCGAAGAGACCCGACGACAACAACAAGAGGCAGAGGAUAAAGUAGCGGCAGAGGAGGAGGAGCUUGCAGAGCAUCUGGCGGAGGCAGAGGAAACACCUCAGUGGCCAGAGGAGCAAUGGAGGGAGAGAGUGUCUGGUGAAACUCUUCGAUUCCACCCUCUUUCCAUUGAGGGUCGAUUCCAUGGCAGUCCCGUUGAGAUUUCUCUCCCGCGGGACGAGCUGAUCAUGCCUAUCCGAGACCUUUUGCAGCGAACACACAUUGACCAUGUCAAGAGCGCAGCUGAAGAUGCAUUUGGUGGCGCUGGUCUGCCUUUAUCUCCUGCGACGCCCGAAGGCAAGAGGAAUGGCGGGCAGAGAGCUGCUGGCAUUCACGCAGAUUCCCGACACAUGACCGAGAUCGAGGCGGAUGCUUUCAUUGCAGGUUUCUUGCCACCUGCCUAUGCCUCCGUUGCGGCUACACUACGAGAGGUCCGGAAGCGAGUUGGAAGUGAGUGGCUUCAGUCCAAGCUCAAGGACGGCACCGGCCUUAGUGUUCUCGACGCGGGAUCCGGUGGUGCUGGCUUGAUCGCUUGGGAUGAGAUUGUGCGAGCAGAGUGGGAUCUGCUAAUUGAGAAUGGCCAAGUCAAGGGAUCUGAUCCUCCUGGCAAGCGAACAGUCGUGGUUGGAUCAGAUCGUCUACGACAUCGCGCCAAGACUUUCCUACACAACACCACAUUUCUUCCUCGACUGCCUGAUUAUGAACAUUCAGGAGAGAUGCGUGGCCAGCAUCUGGAUGCAGGAGACAAGCCGCAGGCUCGAAAGAGCUACGAUGUCAUCAUUGCGUCUCACCUCUUCCUCAAGGAGCAGCAGGAUCACUACCGACAGGCUAUCCUCAACAACCUCUGGAGUCUACUGAAGAAGGAUGGUGGUGUCCUGAUUGUUCUGGAAAAGGCUCACCCUCGGGGCUUCGAGGCUGUGGCUCAUGUUCGUGACACAGUUCUGAAGCAGUUCCUUCUCCCUCAGUCGGGACAGUCUGAGGUUUCCCCUGAGGACUUCAACCCGGCUUAUCAGCGCGAGAAAGAGCCUGGACACGUCAUUGCUCCUUGCACCAACCAAGGAGUGUGUCCCAUGUACCAGGCCACUGGCAAGAGUACUGGCCGAAAGGAUUUCUGCCACUUUAACCAGCGAUUCGUGCGACCUACAUUUUACACUCGCAUGCUCGGAAACAGCCAGGACAACCAGGGCGAGGUUGAGUUUAGCUAUGUUGCUCUCAGACGUGGCGUGGCCAAGGAGAGCCCCUGGACUGGUAAGCAGGCGACAGAGGAGGCUUUCAAGGGAUAUGAACACUCAGAAACAAAGCCCGAUAUGCAGACGCUACCGCGAACAAUCCUGCCUCCCCUGAAGCGCAAGGGUCACGUCACUCUGGACCUGUGUACCCCUGAAGGCAAGUUUGAGAGAUGGACGGUGCCCAAGAGCUUCGGCAAGGCGGCAUACCACGACGCCCGCAAGGCACGAUGGGGAGAUCUUUGGGCGCUUGGAGCCAAGACGCGAGUUCUCCGACAGGUCCGGGCGGGCAAGGGACAUGACGACGGCGGCAAGCGAGCGGGAGAGGGCAAGAAGCCCAGAAGAGUCGAAAUCGUCAUGGGUCCCGGGGGCAUCAGUGCGAACGAAAAGAAUGCACCCCGAGAGCGACGCGGCAAGAACAAGCAGGACAAGAAGAGCCGGUUGCUCAAGGAGAUCCUGGAAGCGGAGGAGGAAGAGGAGAAAAUGAUUGCCAAGCAGAUGGAUGAGGAGGUGGAAGCUGAGCUAGAGGAGGAUAGCAAGAAGGGGCGUUGA